Molecule: messenger RNA, 2335 nt
Organism: Ahaetulla prasina
Lineage: Eukaryota; Metazoa; Chordata; Lepidosauria; Squamata; Colubridae
Gene: HEXIM1
Product: HEXIM P-TEFb complex subunit 1
Exons: 1
Coding region: 1077-2156 (359 amino acids)
Biological process (GO): negative regulation of cyclin-dependent protein serine/threonine kinase activity; negative regulation of transcription by RNA polymerase II
Cellular component (GO): nucleus; nucleoplasm; cytoplasm
Molecular function (GO): 7SK snRNA binding; cyclin-dependent protein serine/threonine kinase inhibitor activity
Source: RefSeq, a predicted model, not a curated record
CUUGGGACCAGGAAAAUGAGAAGCGGCUGCGCACUGCGUUGAAGGGGCUGGUUCGUUUAUAUAAGGCGAGGAAACGCGCUAGGAGUAGCAGUUGAGAACUGGCGGCGCUUGAGUAAGGGAGGAAAGUGGUGGAAGGAGGGGUGGGGUUAACUGCAAAGGAGGGGGCAGUUCGAACUUUGGGUGUGCGUGGAGGAGCCAACCUUCCCUCAUUUAGUUAACCCUUUCCUCUCCGAGGAGGAGAAACCAUCUUUAACGCGUUCGGGACUGGAGAGAGUUUUUCAUAGUUUUGAAGCUUGGGACGGAACUAUUUUUCAAGGGAUUUUUGAGGUCCAGACUGUUAAGAAAAAAGAAGAACUGUUACACACUUAGACUCUUGGCAUCGGAACUGCCUUCCGAUUUUUUCGUGCCUGAACUGUUAACCCUUGAUUGUGUGGAUUUGGACAUUUAACAUUUUUAUCACCUAGGCUGGAGUGAGAAUCCUGCUGCUUAACUCUUCAGUGGCCUUUUGUCUCUCGUAUCCUCAUUUUCUUUUUUCUUUUUUAAAUAUAAUUGUUGCGUACAAGGUGUUUCAAGGACAUACUGGCUCUGUUGCGGUGGCUCGUUCAUUAGCUGGAACUUUUUUUGCCUUUAAUCUUUUCAUAAUUUGAGAUGUGCAUCUUUUCUACAGUGUGACAAACAGGAGAAGUAGAGACUGGAGGAAAAAAAAACCGGAUGCUUCCACACUUUCCCAGAGAAGGUAACGAACAUUUAAAGACUGACCAAGACAGCUUGCCGGUCUUUUUUUUUUCUCUGCAAAGUUUAAUGUUUGUAACACUCUAGAAAUUUAAGAAAGAGCAAGAAAAGCUUCCAGAUUAAUACUCCUGAUAACUAUUAAGCAGUAAGAGUUCUGUAAAGGCUUGCAAGUUGGGCUGAAGUGUUAAAAAAAGUAUUUGCUUUCUCAGAGCCCCAUCACCAUCCAGCAAGGCACUGUAGGCUCAUUAAAUUCUCCCUCCUUCAAGAGAAGAGGGAGUCAAUACCUCGGACUUACUAGCCAAUAAUCUCCUUCUGGGCUGAGGAAAUUGCUAAAAGCACCAACUAUGGCUGAUGCUGCCUUCUCUGCCAAUCUGAGGCAACAGCCUAAUGGCAAAACACCUUUCCCUCCUCCCUGCAGGGGUGCAGGUGGAGGAGACUCUGGCGGAGGGGGACCUUUUGUUGGAUCUCCAACCACUAACCAGGAACUGCUCCAAGGAAGAGAGGUUAUCGAUAAGUGGCAACUCAGUGAGGUGGCUAAGCAGCAGGAUGGCAGGCCAGUCAGUGCUGAUGUUGCCUUCCCUGAUACAGAACUCACAGUUCCUGUGGUUGGAGGAAGCCAAAGUCUGGUUCCCCCAGGAAUUAAUCAGAUUGAGGACCAGACAUUUGGUGCAGCUGCAGAUACCCAAGAUGCAGGAGAUGGAGAGCAAUCAGACCUACAGGAGCAGGAAUACUGUGGGACUUUUGACCAGAGUUGCAGAUCCCAGUCUGGUGGAGAAGAAGAAAAACAGCUGGGCAAAAAGAAACAUAGGAGGCGCCCUUCAAAGAAGAAGAAACAUUGGAAGCCUUAUUACAAACUCAGCUGGGAAGAGAAGAAGAAGUUUGAUGAGAAGCAGAGUCAACGGGCUUCCAGGAUGCGGGCAGAGAUGUUUGCUAAAGGACAGCCUGUUGCACCAUACAACACCACACAGUUUUUAAUGGAGGAUCAUGAUCAAGAAGAACCAGAUUUGAAGACAAGCCUUUGCCCCAAAAGAUCUGCCACCAAGUCAGAUGAAACCAGUGAAGAAGACUUUGUGGAAGAGGAGGAUGGGGGUAGUGAUGGGAUGGGAGGGGAUGGUACUGAAUUCCUUCAGAAAGAUUUUUCAGAGACAUACGAGAGAUAUCAUGUAGAGAGUCUACAGAAUAUGAGCAAACAGGAAUUGAUCAAGGAAUAUUUGGAGUUGGAGAAAUGUCUUUCCAAGAUGGAGGAGGAGAACAACCGCUUACAGAUGGAGAACAAGAAAUUUGCAGGGGACUUCACAGAGGACCCCAGGGUAAGUCAGUUAGAAGAGGAACUGGAUAGGUUGAGAGCUGAGAACCAGAAACUCUUGAAAGAAAAGGAACUUGGCAGAGAACAAGAGAACAAUUUCUCUAAACUGGGAGAAUGAAACUGAACAUUUUCUGAGAACAUAAGUGGAAUUGGACAGAAACCAUCCCAAGAUGCUGUAUUCAUAUUGUGGGGAGUACAUGUGUGUAUGUGUGUGUACACCCACCCACACUCUCUCUCACACACACACACAGGACUUUAUGUGAUCUAAUCAGAAUAAAUUCACAAUCUUACACUGUU